Messenger RNA from Mixia osmundae IAM 14324, 678 nucleotides. RefSeq lists its product as uncharacterized. The coding region runs from base 1 to 678 and encodes 225 amino acids. The transcript has 6 exons. Lineage: Eukaryota; Fungi; Basidiomycota; Mixiomycetes; Mixiales; Mixiaceae. Gene Ontology annotation, cellular component: ESCRT III complex; multivesicular body; cytoplasmic side of plasma membrane. Gene Ontology annotation, biological process: late endosome to vacuole transport via multivesicular body sorting pathway; vesicle budding from membrane. The record is from RefSeq and is a predicted model, not a curated record.
AUGUCGUCCUGGAUGAAUUACCUCACCGGAAAGCGAUCCGUCGCCAAUUCGAGGGAGAAAGCUCGAGAUGCGAUUGUUGAUCUGAGGCAGAUGCUCAUCAUGCUCGAGAAGCAAGAAGAUCACCUCAACAAGAAGAUAGACGCCGAGCUGCAGAAAGCGAGAGCGAAUGCAACGACGAACAAGCGAGUCGCGACGGCAGCGCUCAGGCAGAAGAAGAUCUACGAGUCUGAUCUAGACAAGCUCGCUGGAAGGCGGCUCACCCUCGAGACUCAGGUCAAUGCUAUCGAGAGCGCCAACAUGAACAUGGAGACCAUGCGUGCCAUGCAAGAAGGUGCUAAUGUACUCAAGUCGAUCCACGGCAACUUGGACAUCAACCGAGUCGAUGCGACGAUGGACUCCAUCCGCGAGCAGAUGGAGCUGACCAACGAGAUCUCUGAUGCAAUCAGCAAUCCAGUCGGCAUGGGCACAGAGGUCGACGAAGAUGAGCUCAAGGCCGAGCUCGAGGAGCUCGAACAAGAGCAGCUCGACGAGAGGCUCGCCGGCGCAACCCGUGCACCUGCCAAUCGACUGGGCACUCUUGAUGCGGCUCCCUCCCUGCCAGCAGCGCCUGCCAAGAGUGCAGAGGAGAGCGAGAUCGAGCGAGAGCUGCGAGAGCUACAGGCCGAGAUGGCCAUGUGA